AGAGACAGACACAGAGACUCAAAGACUCCCAGCCUCCUCCCCCAGACAUGUCUGCUUAGCCCUGAGCAGCCCCAGCAGCCAGCCCCAGCAAGAAGCCGUCUCCAAGGUAUGACAGGAGUAUUUGACAGAAGGGUCCCCAAUAUCAGAUCCAGCGAUUUCCAGGCUCCUUUCCAGACGUCUGCAGCCAUGCACCAUCCGUCUCAGGAAUCUCCAACUUUACCCGAGUCCUCGGCUACGGAUUCCGACUAUUAUAGUCCAACGGGGGGAGCCCCGCAUGGCUAUUGCUCGCCUACCUCGGCUUCCUACGGCAAAGCGCUCAAUCCCUACCAGUACCAGUACCACGGCAUGAAUGGACCAGCUGGGAAUUAUCCUGCCAAAGCCUAUGCAGACUACAGCUACGCGAGUCCUUACCACCAGUACAGCGGGGCUUACAACCGGGUACAGAGCUCUUCAAACCAGCCAGAGAAAGAGGUGGCGGAGCCCGAGGUGCGAAUGGUGAAUGGCAAACCAAAGAAAGUUCGCAAACCCAGGACUAUUUAUUCUAGCUUCCAGCUGGCUGCGUUACAGAGGAGGUUUCAGAAAACUCAGUACCUAGCCCUGCCAGAAAGAGCUGAACUGGCUGCUUCUUUGGGACUGACACAGACACAGGUGAAAAUUUGGUUUCAGAAUAAAAGAUCCAAGAUCAAGAAGAUUAUGAAAAGCGGGGAAAUGCCUCCGGAGCACAGUCCCAGCUCCAGUGAUCCCAUGGCUUGCAACUCUCCACAGUCACCUGCGGUUUGGGAACCUCAGGGCUCUUCCAGAUCCCUCAGCCAUCAUCCUCAUGCUCCAAACUCCAACCCAUCCCCUGCAUCCAGCUACUUAGAAAACUCCGCUUCCUGGUAUUCCAGUGCUAACUCCCUCAAUUCCCACCUCCAGCCCCACGGCUCCCUACAACACCCGUUAGCGCUGGCCUCUGGGACAAUUUAUUAGACUAUUUUCCCCCUGGACUCCUGUGUUUUACUGUUAAGGAAUCAUAACGAAAGGAAUGCCUGUGGGGGAGUUUUAAAGGGAAGCAAAACAAAACAAAAUUAAAUGUGUAACGCUUGUGCAUGUAACUUAUUGCAUUUCAAAGGAGACCCUUUUUUACAGACGGACAAUUUUUGCUCAGCUGUGGACACUAUCAAUGGUGCCUUGAAAUCUAUGACCUCAACUUUUCCAGAGACUUUUUUUUCAAUGUUAUUUUAACCCUGUAAAUAAGUGUAGAUAGAGGGAUUAAACUGUAUAUUCUGAAUAAAUAAAAUUAUUUCGACCAUGAGAGACGUUUCCAAAACACCCCUUUUUCCAUUGCAAAGAGAAAAAAAAGAACAGAUUCCUUUGCUUGUCUUGUUUGUUGGCGAGAUAGAUUUGUUUAGGGCCCGAACCUGCGCCUCUAAGCAAGAGACUCCUUGCUUAGAGGCGCAAUCUCAUUGGAAGCACUACGGACUGUAAAGGUUUACAGAAUCUGGCCGUGUAGGUCCUCCUUGUAAAUCUAGAGCUGCCCGCUAGGGAAGCUUUCAUCUGGAGAAUGGGCUUUUCAAAGACAAUUUACUCUUUACCCCACAUUAUUUGCAAUUAAAAGAACCGUACAAAUUCUAACACUGGGAGAGAGAAAUCUCUCGGUAAAGCCCCUCUGAAUCCUUGGCUGAGAGCAAUUAGCCUUGAGAGCUCCGCACUCGUCAGUCGCUAGGGUAAUUAUACAAAUUACAUUUCCUUCAAAGGAGGCUUCUAAAUACGAGAAAAGGAUAAAACGAGGGCAAAACUCUCCUUGUGCCUAUUAAAAAGCUUGUGUCGGGUAGAGGCCAGCGGUACCCUCUGAAUAAGGGAUAUUGGAGGAACCUUUUUAACUGUGUUCAUGGAAAAGCCCAGACCUCCGAGCGAUCGUUAUCUUCUACAUAUUUAAAGUCUUACUGCAAUUAACGGUGACAAUUUUCAGAUAAGAGGCUGGAGAUCUGAUAAUGGGGCAGGAAAAAUGGCUUUCCCACAAUACACGGGACUGAUUCCAGUCGGGGGCAUUAGUGAUUGUAUUGUGUGAGCGGGAAGUGACUUCAAAAUGUGUGCUGUGC
Messenger RNA from Chelonoidis abingdonii (Abingdon island giant tortoise), 2081 nucleotides. It is a transcript of the gene DLX5, whose product is annotated as distal-less homeobox 5. Lineage: Eukaryota; Metazoa; Chordata; Testudines; Testudinidae. Gene Ontology annotation, molecular function: DNA-binding transcription factor activity, RNA polymerase II-specific; RNA polymerase II cis-regulatory region sequence-specific DNA binding. The record is from RefSeq and is a predicted model, not a curated record. Gene Ontology annotation, biological process: regulation of transcription by RNA polymerase II; embryo development; cell differentiation.